Molecule: messenger RNA, 2070 nt
Organism: Neurospora hispaniola
Lineage: Eukaryota; Fungi; Ascomycota; Sordariomycetes; Sordariales; Sordariaceae
Product: SRP40, C-terminal domain-containing protein
Exons: 1
Coding region: 157-1641 (494 amino acids)
Cellular component (GO): nucleoplasm; nucleolus
Source: RefSeq, a predicted model, not a curated record
AGGCCCCGUAAAUUUUUGCCAGUCGUCCGUCGCGGGGCCCAUUGAAUUUCGAAUUCCACAGUCGAUCCUCGCCCAGCGCGCCCGCGUCCUUUGUCCAGAACCGAUCUUUGUUCGAGUUUCAGAGGAUCCUUCUGGUGUUUUUGCAUUCUCACCUCCAUGUCCGCCCUGCCUUCCUGGCUCUUCUCCAACAACACCACCUCCUCGUCGACCGCUCCUGCCUCAGAGCCUUCUACUGAACAAAAACCCAAAAUGGCCGGCACCAAGAAGGUCGUCAAGAAGUCGGGCGACAAGAAGAAGGCUGCCGCCCAGCCUUCCGCCCAGCUCCUCGCCGCCGUUGAGAAAUUCCUCACCGAGAACAACUUCGGAGACGCUGCCACCGAAUUCACUAAGCAGAUCACCAAGAACGGCUGGGAAAAGAAGUCCUCCGACGCUUCCCUCGUCUCCAUUUUCCAGACCUGGGAGGCCAAGCCCAAGCAGGCUGGUAGCACCAGCGGCGAUGAUAGCGACAGCGAUGACGAGAGCAGCAGCUCUAGCGAGUCCGAGUCUUCGGACAGUGACAGCGAUAGCGACAGCGAAGAUGAGAAGAAGAAAGAAGCCUCCGCCAAAAAGGCCGAGUCCUCAAGCUCUAGCAGCAGCGACUCUUCGAGCGACAGCUCUAGCGACUCCAGCUCCAGCGAGGAUGAGGCCAAGAAGACCAAGGCCGCCGCCUCCGCCACCAACCCUCUGAAGCGCAAGGCCGAGUCCAGCUCUGAGAGCUCUUCCUCGUCGUCCGAUUCUUCCUCCAGCGACUCUUCCAGCUCCGAGGACGAGGCCCCCAAGGCCAAGAAGCAGAAGGUUGCCGAGUCUUCUUCCUCCUCUUCUGAGUCUUCAUCUGACUCCUCCUCCGACUCGUCUUCUUCCUCCGAAUCCGAAGACGACAAGAAGAAGCCCGCCGCUAAGGCUGCAUCCCCCAAGAAGGCCGCUGCCGCCAAGAAGGAGGAGUCUUCGGACUCGUCCUCUUCCGACUCUUCGUCCUCCGAAUCUUCUUCCGAGUCUAGCUCAGACUCUUCUUCCUCCGACUCUUCUUCUGAUUCGGAUUCGAGCUCCAGCGAUUCUGACUCAUCUUCGGACUCUUCGUCUGAUUCCGAUUCCAGCUCGGACUCCGACUCUGACUCUUCUGAGUCCGAGGCUGAGAAGAAGGAGGUCAAGAAGGAAGCCAAGAAGGCUACCAAGUCUGACAGCUCCUCCAGCGACAGCUCUUCUAGCGAUUCUUCGUCCGACUCUGAGGAUGAGAAGAAGACUGAGAAGAAGAAGGCCGCUUCCACCAACGGCUCCGACUCCUCCGCCACGCUCAAGGCUUCCACCGAGUCCACUCCUGUCCCUACCACCGAGGAGAAGACCAACAACCGGGGCAAGGCCAAUGGACCCCUACCCAAGAAGGAGAUCCAGCCCUUCUCUCGCGUGCGCAAGGACGUCGUUGUUGACCCGCGUCUCGCUUCCAACGCUUUCGCCGGUCACGAGUGGGGCCAGAAGGCGCACGAGGAUUUGAUCGUCACCAGAGGCAAGGGCUUCACCAAGGAGAAGAACAAGAAGAAGAGGGGCAGCUACCGGGGCGGGCGCAUUGACACCUCCGCCGUCGGCGGCAUCAAGUUCGAUGACUAAACGGUCAUUGAUAGACUGAUCUGUCCUGUCAGACUUGUCUCCUUUUCUUUCCUUGCUAAAACUCGGUUCUUCUCUGGUAUAACAAAAGCUUUGCUUCCUCUUUCCGACCAGUCAAGGAUUUCUCUGUGUGCUUUUUGUUUGCAUUUGCGAUAUACCAAUUUUUCUCUUUCCUAUCUUGAUGCAUUGUCCGGGGGUGGGCGCGUGCAUCUUUCUUCAACUUGGCUAGAGGACAGCAUCAUGUUGUUAUUCUCAUACUUGGCGAUAUGUAAGACAUAGAUGGUGACGGACGGGUGACUGGCCAUAAUCGUUGCCGCCCUUACCAUCUUCUAUAUGUAUAGACUAGAAUCAGGAUAGUUUCUAGUAUGGACUUGCGCGGAGCUUGAUUGCGAUGCGUGGGUACCGAGUUAUCGAAACCAUCUAUAAUGAGCU